AUGGCAAACUUGUUUGUAGACAUCAUCAAAGGAGUGCAAGGAAAUGAUGCGCCCACUGAUGUUGCACGAGGGAAUGAUGAUGAAAUUCCUGCUGAGGAGAUGGCUGCCGGAUCGAACGCAUCGCAAAGUCGCUUCGCACUACUAACAGAUAUGCCCAGAACCAAAAUGCGAACUAAGCCACAAACUACAGUUCCGGAGGAUGAACCAAUCAAAUGUCCUUUUAAAAGACCAGUACUUGAUGAUCGACCUGCGAUAAUUUGGCCGAUCGAGGGCGCAAACAGCGGUGCCAAUAAUUGA
Molecule: messenger RNA, 297 nt
Organism: Sphaeroforma arctica JP610
Lineage: Eukaryota; Ichthyosporea; Ichthyophonida
Exons: 2
Coding region: 1-297 (98 amino acids)
Source: RefSeq, a predicted model, not a curated record